UCCUACCUGCCCUUUCUUCCAAAGAGUAAAACCAAAUUUAGCAGCUUAGUUCCCAAGAAACGAUGAUCCCACCGCCACCGCAUAAGCUUAUGCACAGAAAUCAGCCAACAAGGCUGUUACCGGUUAGCUUGGUGCGCGCUGUAGAUCCGACGAGUCACCUGAAAUUCGUUGAAUAGAAAAUCAACUAACAGCCUUCUUUUCCUCUUUCUUCCACUGUACUUUCAACUAUUUUUCAAUUUCCCCCAAGCCCUCAACCAUCUGGGGCGGAAGCUUCUUAAAAAUGGUUUUGGGAUUUCUAUUGCGGACUACUGCAAAGGCAGGGGCGUUAGCCACCACUGUUGGUGGUGGAAUUGCAGCAGCGAAAAUUGCAACCUCAGAUGAUCCAGAAACUACCUUUAAGAUCUACACAGCUGUUCCUCUUCGUCUCGUUCGAGAUUCAUUUACUGUUGCCACCAUCGCGUUAGAUUAUGAAUGUUCUUUGUUGGGACUUCCGGAGAAGAGUGCUGAAAGGGAGAGAAUUAAACACGAAGUUCAUACACGUUCUGCCCGUAGACUUGAAGAACUAUGUUUUAGAAAUGGAGGGAUUUAUAUCAAGAUUGGUCAGCACAUUAGUCAGCUGGACUAUGUGGUUCCUCCAGAGUACGUCAAGACAAUGAGAAAAUCAAUGUUGAACAGAUGUCCAGUUUCUUCUUAUGAUGAAGUAUGUAAACUUUUCAAGAAAGAGCUUGGAGCGAUGCCAGAAGAUAUUUUCGAAGAAUUUAAUCCUGUCCCAUUGGCAAGUGCAUCCCUUGCACAAGUUCAUGAUGCUCGCACUCGUGACGGCCAAAGAGUUGCUGUCAAGGUUCAACACUCUCACAUGACAGAUACCGCGUCCGCAGACUACGCCACUGUUGAAUUGAUUCUCAACACUGUUCAUUGGUUAUUCCCUUCAUUUGAUUACAGAUGGUUGGUUGAUGAAAUGCGUGAAAGUUUGCCGAAGGAACUUGAUUUCGUGGUGGAGGCCAAGAACAGUGAGAAGUGUUUGGAUAACUUCAGGAGGUUAUCUCCUCAUCUGAGAGAUUAUGUAUAUGCUCCAAAGGUUUACUGGAAUUUAACUACGUCAAAGCUAUUGACCAUGGAGUUUAUUGAUGGCGCUCAAGUAAGUGAUGUGAAGGAGAUUAAAAGGCGUGGAAUUGAACCAAGUGAUGUAGCAAAAUUAGUUAGCAAAACUUUUGCAGAAAUGAUUUACAGACAUGGGUUUGUUCAUUGUGAUCCACAUGCUGCGAACCUGCUAAUUCGACCUAUGCCGUCUAACAAGAGGAGUAUUCUAGGUAGAAAAAAACCACAACUAGUAUUGCUUGACCAUGGUUUAUACAAGGAGCUUGAUGUUGCCACUAGAACCAAUUAUGCUGCAUUGUGGAAGGCAUUGGUAUUUUCUGAUGCUAGGGCAAUAAAAGAAUAUAGCGUAAAACUGGGUGCAGGAGAUGAUCUGUAUGCAUUGUUUGCUGGGAUUCUAACAAUGAGACCGUGGAAUAAGGUCAUUGACCCAGCUACAGAUCAUUUGGUGGUAAAAGGCACUGAUAGUGAUGUCUCAGAACUCCAGAUGUAUGCUUCUGAGUACUUCCCGCAGAUCACCGACCUUUUGGGGAGACUUCCGCGUGUAAUUCUGCUGAUGCUGAAGACAAACGAUUGCUUGCGAUCAGUCAAUAGGUCACUGUUGCAGGGAUCUUCACUUGAGACAUUCUUGAUCAUAGGACGGGUUUCAUCUGAGGCAGUGCUGGAGACAAAAAAGAUGCAAAGAAAGUCAUUCUUAUUGGGGUUGACCAUAUGGUUGGAAGAGAUUUUACUGGAAGCUCGUCUGAUGAGUAUGCAGAUUGCUGUUUGGCUUCUGCAGUUUAGGAAAGCAUUGUCAGGUUGAAAUCCGAUGGCAAUGCCUAGCUUCAGCUACCCAUUUUUUGUAGGUUGGCUCCUCUAUUCUUUCCAGGCUUGGCAUCUCAAUCAUUUAAUUAGUGGCCGGGAAGAAUGUUACAUUGGUUGGGAUCCAUAUUAAUUUAUACGUUUUACUUUCUUUAUUUGUAUAAACCCCAAAAGUGGGCCGAAAAGGUGAACUACACAAGAGAUUACUAACAUUGUUUCAGAGGGAUGUAAUUCUAUUCUACUGAUGUAAAAUAGAGUUGAGGAUAUUUAACAAUUGGGAUUCAAAUGAAUAUAAAUCUCCUCUUUUUAGAUGGUUGGAUA
Molecule: messenger RNA, 2217 nt
Organism: Papaver somniferum (opium poppy)
Lineage: Eukaryota; Viridiplantae; Streptophyta; Magnoliopsida; Ranunculales; Papaveraceae
Product: putative ABC1 protein At2g40090
Exons: 12
Coding region: 281-1897 (538 amino acids)
Biological process (GO): mitochondrion organization; lipid homeostasis
Cellular component (GO): mitochondrial inner membrane
Source: RefSeq, a predicted model, not a curated record